This is a messenger RNA of Daphnia pulicaria, 1312 nucleotides long. Its product is annotated as mucin-2-like. NCBI's taxonomy places the organism in Eukaryota, Metazoa, Arthropoda, Branchiopoda, Diplostraca, Daphniidae. The coding region runs from base 72 to 1085 and encodes 337 amino acids. The transcript is spliced from 2 exons. The record is from RefSeq and is a predicted model, not a curated record.
CAGUAUAAAUAGUCCCAGCAUCCAGCAUUCAAGGUCGUCAUUUCCACCUGCUCACUUCCCCGUGCAAGAACAUGGCAGUUCUCCUCGCAUUAAUGGCGGCGAUUGCCGUAGCGUCAGUAUGUCAAGCGGCUCCGGUCUCAGAUCCUCACCAUAGCUUGUAUCGGAAUGCGGCUUCCGGCCCUCUGAGCAACAACCACCAGAGCCAGUUUGAUGUCAACUUGCCGGGAUUUCUGAGAGUGAGCGGACAACACAAUUACCCGUACGGUUAUCAUCCGGCCCAAGCGAUUGUCCCAUUCCAGCCGCAGCAACCGCAGCAGCAGCGUUGGUUGCCUUCCAGAUUCCCUACUUUUGGCGGAUUCAAUCCAGCAACGGCUUUAAUUCCGCCACUUUGUUUGCCUUGUUCCAACACGAGCUGGCCAUUUUUCGGCAACCAGCGUAACUCUCGUCAGAAUCGUUUGCUUUUUCCUUCCUUCAGCUUGAACGCUGCUGGAUCAACUACCAACAACCAAGGAUCGUCUUCAGCCACGGACUGGAUGAAUUGGUGGACCAACCCUUUGGGUUUUUUAUUCCCGCAGAACCCAGUCCCACAAUUGCCAACGCUUCCUUUUUGGACCACCAUUUUCUGCUGUAAUUCCACUAACAACAACAGCACCCGCCCGGCAACAACUACGGCCAACCCUGCGACAACAGUCAUUCCAACAACAACUGUAGUUCCAACAACUUCAACCCCUCUUACAACUACUGUAGUCCCACCUACAACUACCGCGGUCCCGCAAACAACAACCGUGGCUCCUCCAACAACAACUGUAGCUCCGCCAACAACAACCGUGGCUCCUCCAACAACAACCGUAGCUCCGCCAACAACAACCGUAGCUCCGCCAACAACAACCGUGGCUCCUCCAACAACAACUGUAGCUCCGCCAACAACUACUGUAGCUCCCCCUUCAACAACAGCUCCAGCGGAAAGGUCUUUAGAGUCCGGCACCAACAGCGAAUCUCUCCCGACGGAUACGAUUCCGCUUUCCGGAAUGAAACUCUUGAUGAAUCUUUUCCCUCCUAGUUACAUUAGUUUUCUCCGUCGCUAAUUCUAAAAUAUUUUCUUUUCCUAUCACUGUAAUAACUGACAUCUUGAGAAAAUUUGCAUCCGGUUUUUGAUUAUGUGUUUGCUUUGCUAUAACAUGUUUAGCUACUAGAAAUGCCUUUUUCUCCCCAUGUUGGAUCAUUUAUGCGCAUUGCAUUUAAAAAGUCCUCGCCUCAACGAAAUUUUCGUGCAACUUUAACGUAAAAUACAAAACAAUUUUCUACAUCCUUA